AUGAUAAAUCACAAAGAUAUCGAAUCUGCUUUAGUUGAAGUGAUUAAAGUUACAUAUAGCCAAGGUACCAAAAAAUAUGACAAAAUGGGAGCAUCAUAUGUAAACUAUCUUAAGACUUUACAACGAAAAAGAGAUCCAGAAGAUCAUGUUAGAUAUGUUGCAAAACAGCGUGUUCCAAAUGAGGAAACAUAUAAUGAGAGAAUGGCAGAUUUCAAAGAUUGGUAUAAUGAAGAAGUAUACACUAGUCUGGAAAAAUUAUAUAAAUUAUAUCUUGAAUUGGCUAGUCAAGAAGAGAUUGUAGAAAAAAGAUCCAAGGAAGAAGUAGAUGAUAUUCUUCAAAGAAUUCAUGGUCUAGAAAUUUAA
Paraglomus brasilianum is the source of this 363-nucleotide messenger RNA. The record is from the annotation of a GenBank genome assembly. NCBI's taxonomy places the organism in Eukaryota, Fungi, Glomeromycota, Glomeromycetes, Paraglomerales, Paraglomeraceae.